Anopheles stephensi (Asian malaria mosquito) is the source of this 1462-nucleotide messenger RNA. RefSeq lists its product as uncharacterized. The transcript is spliced from 3 exons. NCBI's taxonomy places the organism in Eukaryota, Metazoa, Arthropoda, Insecta, Diptera, Culicidae. The coding region runs from base 110 to 1384 and encodes 424 amino acids. The record is from RefSeq and is a predicted model, not a curated record.
CGUAGUCGCAAAACGCCCCUCAGUCUCGGCAAGUGACACGGUUGAAGAGGUGUGCAGUUUCAGCAAGAAUAUACAAUCAAAUAUAAAGCUGCAAAAUAGGUUUCCCAAAAUGGAAUCAACGGAAUCUUAUUUAUCAAUCGAUGAUUGUACCGCGAUAGUCAGAGCCGAUCCAAAAAUAAGUGAGCAACAAGUGGAAGUGAACAAAUUCGAAACGAUACCUAUCUCUGGCCAACCGGGAUACCUCGGACAGUACAGCUAUUUACGCGUGCAUUAUGAAGCUGCGCAUGGAACGGCCCAAACGUCUAGCAGAUACUUUAUGAAAUCGCUUCCGUAUCAUGAUUUGGUGCUAACAAAAGCCGUACAAGAGUGGGGCAUUUUUCGCAAGGAAGCCGAAAUAUAUUCUCAACUUUUCAACCGAUACGAACGGAGCCCUUCCAAAGUGAUCAAGUGGGCUCCCGACUGUUUACUUGCUCGCAGUAAUUUGCUCGUGAUGGAAGAUCUAACGAGUGCAGGAUAUCGAACGAUUGACUUACGGACCACCCUCGACGAACGACACAUGAAACUAGUGUUUGAUCGAUUGGCGCAAAUGCACGCAUGUUCUUUGCAUUUUGAAACCACCCAACUUGGGGGCCAUUCCAUCGGAUCUUUGUACAAUCAAAGUGUUUUGUUUGAAACCACGUUCACUCCAACGAGCGGCUGGUUCGUAGCUGGAUUGAAGGGAAUUCAAACAGUGGCUUUAGAGAGAAACCGUUUUGCAAAAGAUCCUGCUAGAAAGACGAUUCUUCAGCAACAAUUGUGGAGCAACUUGGAGCGAAUCUAUAUUCUGGCCGAGACCACAGAUCAAUUUCGUUCGGUCGUUGUGCACCGUGACCUGUGGGUUAACAACAUCAUGUUCCAAUACGACCAAGCGCGGGAACCGUGCAACGAUCCUACCGAUUGUAAAAUAAUUGAUUUUCAAUUGGCGCGCUAUUUGCCACCAGCAGUUGAUUUCCUGAGCGCUUUAUAUCUCCUAACGGACGGCGAACAUCGCGCACAGUUUGCGGAGCAAUAUGCUGAGUAUUACUAUACUUCCCUUCAGCGAAAACUAACGGCGCUAGGCCUGAAGAAUGGCUCUGCUAUCCUCCCGAGGGAACAGUUCCGAGCAACACUAUCGCACUAUCGUCUACUCGGCCUCGUUUGGGCGGGUGUUCUUCACGGGUUCGUAAACUUUCCCUCGGGUCUUCUGGACAGACUUCAUCGAGAAGAUCCUCAAACCUAUACCCGCUUGUCGAUGGAGAAUCGAGACGAUUUCAUCAUCAAGUACUACGAUACGGAUGAUUUCUUUCGCGAUCGGUUAAAUGACGUCGUUACGGAGCUGUUGCAGUACUUGUUUGGCUUCGAGUAACCUUUAUAAAGCGUAACGAAUAGAAAAUAAAGAUCCAACAGUGGUGAAAACGAUUUUCGCCCCAUUUCCAUCCAUUGA